Sitodiplosis mosellana (orange wheat blossom midge) is the source of this 593-nucleotide messenger RNA. It is a transcript of the gene RpL36A, whose product is annotated as 60S ribosomal protein L44. Gene Ontology annotation, biological process: translation. Gene Ontology annotation, cellular component: ribosome; cytosolic large ribosomal subunit. The record is from RefSeq and is a predicted model, not a curated record. Bases 147 to 461 code for a protein of 104 amino acids. NCBI's taxonomy places the organism in Eukaryota, Metazoa, Arthropoda, Insecta, Diptera, Cecidomyiidae. Gene Ontology annotation, molecular function: structural constituent of ribosome. The transcript is spliced from 3 exons.
GGCAAAUGACAUGCCGGUAAACGAGCACCGAGGCGACUAAACGCAUCCAUUCGCGCUCGAUUUGACAGCUCAACCAAAGUGACAAGCACACAACUUCCGACAGCCUCUUUUUGAUUAGUUUCAUCAACGCAGAACAACCUGAAAAAAUGGUGAACGUACCAAAACAACGUCGUACUUUUUGCAAAAAAUGCAAGUGCCACAAAUUGCACAAAGUGACACAAUACAAAAAGUCGAAGGAACGUUCGGCAGCCCAGGGCCGUCGUCGUUACGACCGUAAACAACAAGGUUUUGGUGGUCAGACAAAACCAAUCUUCAGAAAGAAGGCAAAGACAACCAAGAAAAUCGUGCUCCGUAUGGAAUGUACUGAAUGCAAGUACCGCAAACAAACCCCAAUCAAACGUUGCAAGCACUUCGAAUUGGGAGGUGACAAGAAACGUAAGGGACAAAUGAUCCAAUUCUAAACGCCGUUCCAUCAUCCACCGGUGUGCACGUUUGUUUUGAGAAUCUUGGACAAAAUCCACCAGCAUCUUUGUCACAUUUUUGAAACAACAUUAUGGUUUAUGCUGAUAAUAAAAUUCAUUAAAGCAUUUUAA